AUGAACCAAAUGGAUCCACAAGCGAAGAAACAAAAGCUUAGCACAUCAGAAAUCGCUAGUCCCUCUGUCUCCAACAUGGAACUAGUCGAGAAGAAGAAAACGAGAAAGCAAAAGGUGGACGUGGGCAAAGCGAUGAGGGAGCAAAACGACGCCGCUAUGUUCCUUACGGAGAAAGUUAUCUGUGCCGUGGCCAGAAACUCAAACUUCGUCUUCUCUCCGGCAUCAAUCAACGCCGCACUCACCAUGGUCGCUGCUACCUCCGAAAACGAAACACUGAGAUCCUUCAUCUUCUCCAUCCUUGGAUCUUCCUCAAUCGAUGAGCUCAACGCCGUUUUUCACGAGAUUGCUACAGUCGUCCUCGCCGACGGAAGCGAGAGCGGUGGCCCUAAGAUCUCGGCCGUUAAUGGAGUGUGGAUGGAUCAAUCGAUACCUUUGAAUCCCUCCUUGAAGGACCUCUUUGAGAAUUUCUUCAAGGCUGCUUUCUCUCAAGUUGACUUCCAAUUGAAGCGUGAGCAAGUGCGCAAGGAGGUGAAUUCGUGGGCUUCAAAGCACACCAAUGGUCUCAUCGAAAGUAUUCUUCCUCCUGGAUCGGUCAAGAGUGACACCAUAUGGAUUUACGGAAACGCAUUGUACUUCAAAGGAGCCUGGGAACACAAAUUCCGCAAGCCUUUGACGAAUGACAGAGACUUUCACCUUCUCAAUGGCACCUCAGUCUCUGUGCCCUUCAUGAGGAACCAUAGGAAGCAAUACAUAGAGGCUUACGAUGGUUUCAAGGUCCUUAAGCUCCCAUUUCGACAAUGCGGCGAUAUCAGUCGCCAGUUCUCAAUGUACUUCUAUCUCCCUGAAGCCAAUGAUGGAUUGGAUGAUCUGGUGAAGAGAAUGGCCUCUACUCGUGGGUUCUUGGAUAGCCACAUUCCAAGCCAAGAAGUUCACGUUGGUGAAUUUAGAAUCCCAAAGUUUAAGAUCGAAUUCGGGUUCGAGGCCUCAAGGGCUUUCAAUGAAUGGGAUCUGGAAGAGGUUUCAUUGCACCAGAAAGCUUUUGUCGAGAUCGAUGAAGAUGGUGCAGAAGCUGCGGCUGUUACUGCAUGCAGGGGUGGUGGGCGUGGGCGUGGACCGAAGAGGAUUGAUUUUGUGGCUGAUCAUCCAUUCCUUUUUAUGAUUAGAGAAGACAAAACUGCAUCAGUUUUGUUCGUUGGUCAAAUCUUUGAUCCUUCGAAAUCUGCUUCUGUUGUGAAUGCUUUUACAUGUGAAAAAUUAACAUCUGUGAUUCUGAUCUUUGGACUCGUUGAUAGUAUCUCAAGUCUCAACUCCGACAGUAACUUGAGAGCCAAGGAAAUAAAACAAACUUGUGCAGCAAGCAGUAAAUCAAAUACUAACAAAAAAAGCAGAUCCUUCUCUCUCAAAGAUGGAUCGCAAAAAGAAGAAAAAGCAAAAACUCAGCAAAUCGCUAUAAUCGCAAGUCCCUCCUCUGUCACAGAGAUUGACGUGGGAAAAGCGAUGAAGAAGCAAAACGACGUCGCUAUGUUCCUUGCGGGGAAAGUAAUCUCUACCGUAGCCAGAAACUCUAACUUUGUCUUUUCUCCGGCGUCAAUCAACGCCGUCUUAGCUAUGGCGGCUGCCAGCUCCGGCUCCGAAGACGUCGUCAAAGAUACCCUCUCCUUGCUCAGAUCAUCCUCAAUGAAUGAGCUCAGCGCUGUAUAUGGCGAGAUCGCUUCAGUGGUUCUCGCCGACGGCAGCAUGAGCGGUGGCCCCAAAAUCGCAGCGGUUAAUGGAGUCUGGGUGGAGAAAUCACUCCCGUUUAGUCCCUCGUCUAAGGAUCUCUUGGUGAAUUCCUUCAAGGCUAACUUCGCUCAAGUCGAUUUCAAAUCAAAGGCUGAACAAGUGCGUAUGGAAGUGAAUGAAUGGGCUUCAGAUCACACCGAUGGUUUCAUCAACAAUCUUCUUCCUCCUGGAUCCGUUACAAGAUGGACCGAAUGGAUUUAUGGAAGCGCAAUGUACUUCAAAGGAGCUUGGGCACACAAAUUCAGCAAGUCAAUGACAAGAGACGAAGACUUUCACCUUCUCAAUGGAACCUCAGUCUCUGUACCAUUCAUGAGCAGUGGUGAGAAGCAAUACAUAGAGGCUUACGAUGGUUUCAAGGUCCUUCAGCUUCCUUAUCGACAAGGCCACGAUGAUACCAACCGCGAAUUCUCAAUGUACUUCUAUCUACCCGACAAGAAAGAUGGACUGGAUAGUCUUUUGCAGCAAAUGGCAUCUACUCAAGGAUUCUUGGACCGUCACAUUCCGAGCCGUGAAGUUAAAGUUGGAGAAUUAAGAAUUCCAAAGUUUAAGAUCGAAUUCGGGUUUGAAGCUUCAAAGGUUUUCGAUGAUUUGGAACUCAAAGUAUCAUUGUACCAAAAGGCUUUGAUCAAGGUCGAUGAAGAAGGCACUGAAGCUUUCGCUGCAGCUGCUUUCGUUGGCAGAUACUUCGGUUGCCGUUAUGUGCCAAUGAUAGAUUUUGUGGCUGAUCAUCCAUUUCUUUUCUUGAUUAGAGAAGACCAAACCGGGACCGUUCUGUUCGCUGGUCAAAUCUUAAAUCCUUCCAUAUCUUCUCCUACUUAG
Thlaspi arvense is the source of this 2601-nucleotide messenger RNA. The record is from the annotation of a GenBank genome assembly. NCBI's taxonomy places the organism in Eukaryota, Viridiplantae, Streptophyta, Magnoliopsida, Brassicales, Brassicaceae.